Messenger RNA from Brassica napus (rape), 330 nucleotides. RefSeq lists its product as uncharacterized. The coding region runs from base 37 to 282 and encodes 81 amino acids. The record is from RefSeq and is a predicted model, not a curated record. The transcript has 2 exons. Lineage: Eukaryota; Viridiplantae; Streptophyta; Magnoliopsida; Brassicales; Brassicaceae.
CCAUUCUUUUGUUUUAAAUAUUGAAAAGAAGAACGGAUGGCGAAAACAUGGGUAGCUGUGGUGUUAUCCGUGAUGCUACUCGUUUCCAUAAACUCGGUGGCAAUUUGGGCUGAGGAGGAACAGCCUACGAUUGGGACGAGGAUAGACUCAGCCGUGACAGGCGUCACCAAUGCAUUCAAUGAACACGGUGGCCCAGACGCCGUUGAAACCGUAUCUUCCACAGCAAAGUCCGUUUACGGAUGGUUUGGUGAUAAAGCCAAGGAAAUGGGAAUUCAUUUCUAAAAGGAGGAAUAAGGAAAGGUGAACUUAUAGAUGUGGUAUCAAUCAAAA